This is a messenger RNA of Leucoraja erinaceus (little skate), 5372 nucleotides long. It is a transcript of the gene dclk2a, whose product is annotated as doublecortin-like kinase 2a. Gene Ontology annotation, molecular function: ATP binding; protein kinase activity. The transcript is spliced from 19 exons. The record is from RefSeq and is a predicted model, not a curated record. Gene Ontology annotation, biological process: intracellular signal transduction; protein phosphorylation. The coding region runs from base 1483 to 3906 and encodes 807 amino acids. NCBI's taxonomy places the organism in Eukaryota, Metazoa, Chordata, Chondrichthyes, Rajiformes, Rajidae.
UACAUACAUUAAUUUAUUACAUAACAGUUAAACUGAUACAAUAUUCCUUUCUUUUAAAAAGGAAAUGAUAAAAAAAAACAGCAAUGUUUAAUAUCACGAACUGCAGUACAAUAGCACAACAUUAUUUAGAUCCAUUUAUCAAUAUAACUGGAAUUAUAAAAUGCAUUUCGUUGUCUCUGUACUGUACACUGACAAUGACAAUUAAAUUGAAUCUGAAUCUGAAUUAUAAAGACCAAACUAAUAAAUUCGACUUUAAAUGUAAAAGGGCAAAUUGAUAAACCAGUGACCCGAAACGUCACCUAUUCCUUCUCUCCGCAGAUGCAGCCUGUCCCGCUGGGUUUACUCCAGCUUUUUUGUGUGUGUCUUCGGUUGAAACCAGCAUCGGCAGUUCCUUCUUCCUACACUGUUUGCAGGACGCGUUUGUGGAGGAUGAGGGCGGCGUGAGUGAGCAAGCGGGACGCCUGCGGCACUGAGACCUGGAGGCAGCUCUGGUGCGCGCGCGCCGAGCCGAGCUGAGCCGAGCCGAGCCGCAGAGUUGCCCCCGCUCUGCUCCCUCUGCUGCUGCUGCUGCUGCUGCUGCACACUGCGGCUCAGCUCAGCCCUCAUCCCCGCUGCUGCUGCUGAACGCCAACACACCAGCAGCCGUCCGCUCUGAAGACUGGUCUCCCACACUUGCAUUGCAACAUUCAAGCGUUGCUUCAACCGGAGAUCUCUUUCUUCCUGCGUUUUAGAGAGCGAGAGGCAGCAACGCGUCUGCACAGCCGGCGUCUAUCUAAUGUAAUCCCCCUCCCCUCCCCUUCCUCCCGAACCCGAAGACACGAGAAGCCCCCGCCAGCAUCGCAUCGCUGUUUCCGCUCCAGCUGUCAAGCCGGGUUUGGAGCUGCAUCCGACCGAAUUGCUCUGUCUCUGUCUCUGUCUCUGUCUCUGUCUCUGCGCUGCAGCUGCAGCUGACCGUGAACCAGAGCGGACGAGUCCAGCAUCCUGCCGACACCGUUGCAUCUCCGCCGCCUCUCCGCUGCUCCCUACUACAUCACUUGACUCAUCCAUCCCCGGCAGCUCGGAGGAGGCCGAGGUUGGGCUGCGUUCGCACACAACGAAACCUCUUCGGGUCUUCCUUCCAUCCUGGACAUCGUCGACAUCGUCAAGCUCACCAACAGUGAUGUAGAAUGUGAAGAGAGACCCUCCAUCCUGGAUCCACGGCUGAAGGACACUCACACAUUGUAUUUGGUGAUCAAGGCAUCUUCCUGCCAUUACUCUGCAUUUCUCCUCUAAGAAACAAUAGCAUAUUAACAUUAUUUGAAAUUUAAAGCCACAAUAGGAUCAUUAAAAGUGAUUUUGUAUGUAAUUUAGGGGAAGGUGGUGUUUUAGCUGAAUCAGAGCUGUCAUACAAAAAGGGAUUAGGGUUAUCAGCAGCGUGACAGUAAUCACAUUUUUUUUAUUAUAUAUAAUUUUUUGUUUUAAUUUUUCUUUUUGCUAUUAAUUAUGUCACAUGAUCGGAGUAUUGAGUUGGAGCAUUUUGAGGAGAGAAGCCGGGGUCACCGGUCAUCUCGGCGUGGAAGUGGUAGCGGAGGAGGAGGAGGUGGUGGUGGUGGUGGAGGCAGUGGAGGUGGCGGUGGAGGAGUGGCAAGCUCCCGAGGAAAUGGUUUACCCAGUCCUGCCCACAGCGCCCACUGCAGUUUUUACCGAACCCGGACUCUGCAAGCACUCAGCCAGGAAAAGAAAGCCAAAAAAGUCCGCUUCUACCGGAAUGGGGACCGCUACUUUAAAGGGCUUGUGUAUGCUGUCUCCCAGGACAGGUUCAGGUCCUUGGAUGCUCUGCUGAUGGAACUGACAAAAUCUCUCUCAGAUAACGUCAACUUGCCCCAAGGAGUCAGAGCCAUUUACACUAUCGAUGGGAAUAAGAAGAUCGACAAUCUGGAUGAUCUACUGGAAGGUGAAAGCUAUGUCUGUGCAUCCAAUGAACCAUUCCGUAAAGUGGACUAUGCUAAGAAUGUUAAUCCAAACUGGUCUGUCAACAUCAAGUCAGGAACAUCCCGCUCUCUCUCAUCACUGACAAUAAGGGGUGAAGGAAAAGACACCAAGGAUUUUGUCAGGCCUAAACUGGUGACGGUUAUCCGUAGUGGUGUAAAACCACGCAAAGCAGUAAGGAUACUUCUGAACAAGAAGACGGCACAUUCAUUCGACCAGGUUUUAAAUGACAUUACAGAUGCCAUAAAGUUAGAUUCUGGUGCAGUCAGAAGGCUCUACACACUUGAUGGAAAGCAGAUUAUUUGCCUGCAGGAUUUCUUUGGCGAUGACGAUGUCUUUGUCGCAUGUGGUCCGGAGAAGUACCGAUAUGCCCAGGAUGACUUUUUGCUGGACAGUAGCGAGUGUCGUGUCAUGAAAUCAUCCUACUCCCGUUCUGGUAGUACCUCACGCCAUUCUGGAUCCAAAAGCCCUGGGUUGUCUCGUAGAAGCAGGUCUCCAGCAUCAGUUAAAAGAGGAGGUUACUACACUGCAUAUUCUCCGGUCAAAUCCCCAGUGAAUGGAACCCCAAGCAGUCAACUAUCAACACCCAAAUCCAUUAAAUCAUCCAGUUCUUCACCGACCAGCCCCGGCAGCUUGAGAGCUCACAAGGUUCCCUGUUCAUCAACAAGACUGCCUUCUACCACUUUGAUAAGUCACCAGAUAGGACUAUCCACAAAUGCAAAUGGAGUACCACAGCAAGCCAAUGGCAUAAGUCCUGAUGGUCUGAAUGGGAAUAGAUCCUUUCCAGUUUCGACAAUUCUCGAUAAGUAUAAAGUUGGGAAGGUGAUUGGAGAUGGGAAUUUUGCAGUCGUUAAAGAAUGUGUGGAGAGAUCCAGUGGCAAAGAGUUUGCAUUGAAGAUAAUUGACAAGGGCAAGUGCAGUGGUAAGGCUGAAGAACGAGGGAUUACAGAGCCAGAGAUCCCUGAAAGCAACAGGAGAGAUGAUGAGGAGCAUUUAAUUGAAAACGAGGUGGCAGUCCUACGGAAGGUUAAGCAUCCUAAUAUCAUCAUGUUAAUUGAAGAGAUGGAUACACCAACAGAACUCUACUUGGUCAUGGAACUCGUCAAGGGUGGAGAUCUUUUUGAUGCCAUAACGUCAUCGACCAAGUACACUGAACGAGAUGCCAGUGCAAUGAUGUACAACCUGGCUUCUGCUCUCAAAUAUCUCCACAGUCUUAACAUUGUGCACAGAGACAUCAAGCCAGAGAACCUGUUGGUGUGUGAAUAUGUAGAUGGAACCAAGUCCUUGAAACUGGGUGAUUUUGGCCUGGCGACUGUGGUAGAUGGGCCCCUGUAUACAGUUUGUGGAACACCAACGUAUGUUGCUCCAGAAAUCAUUGCAGAGAGGGGAUAUGGCUUGAAGGUUGACAUUUGGGCAGCAGGCGUCAUUACGUACAUCCUCCUGUGUGGCUUCCCCCCAUUCCGCAGUGAAAACAACGUGCAGGAGGACCUGUUUGACCAGAUUCUUGUUGGCCGCCUAAAAUUUCCAUCUCCUUACUGGGACAAUAUCACGGGCUCUGCUAAAGAAUUGAUUAGCCGAAUGCUGCAGGUGAAUAUUGAGUCACGCUACACAGCUGAGAAAGUUCUGACUCAUCCGUGGGUGGCUGAUGAUAUGGCACAAGAGCAAGACAUGCAGAUGGCAGUAACUGGCAAAUUAAGAAAGCACUUUAAUCCAGCAGCAAAGCAGAAUAACACUACAGCAGGCGUCAGCGUAAUUAUGUACACAGCUCUCGAUAAAGAAAGUCAGAUAUUCAGUGGUAAGCCCCAGCGAGAUAUUGAAGGAGUUGGUAUGGUGCCGACAUCUCAACCCUGUCCGGAUGAAGAUCCCUCCGUGUCUGGGUCCAUGACCUGUCCCACUCAUUCAUCUGUGUCAAUGCUGGCCCCUGCACCUCCUGUCUGAGCAUGCUCUGCCGGCCUGCUACAAGGAAAUUAACGCAUUGUGCUUUCUACAAGCAUGGUAUUUUCUUAUUUAUUUUUAAAAAAAAACCUCUUUAAAGCAACUCAAAUUUAAAGAGAACCACAUUGAGUUAGUUUUCAACAAACUUGCUUGUAAAUUGUUGGUUUUGUGUCAAAAUGCUAUCCGCCACUCUCCAUUAGCCUGCGAACUGCAUGAGGGAGUUGGGAUUUCUCAGCAACAAAUGUGGGAGUGAGAUUGAGGUCUGAUACGAGAGGCUGUGAGUGAGGUUUGACACAAAUUUAGGCGCUGUGUUACCAAACUGUUUUUCGAAUGAUACUUCCACCUUUCAAACCCUCAUCAAGUAAACCUCUUAUUCGAUUGAGUUUAAACACUGUGCUGUUCAAUAAAUUAAUUGUAUCUUCUUACGGGAUGAAGGAGAGAAUCCUACGGCUGGAAAUAGUUCUCAUCUCCUUAUUGGGUUUAACAGGGUUGCUUUAUUCCUACUGUGACUUGCUUCUCCCGCCAUAGCUCCAGCAGAUUCUUUGCAGAUCCUCAGCCAGAGAAAGGCAAACACAGUUUUUCUCAGUACAAGUAGUAGUGCCAUUUCCCCUGGGGGUCACUCACUACUGGUUUCCUGCUCGGAGAAGUUCCCAGCAAGUUUCAGAAUCACUCAUUAGAGAGCCAGUUUGAAUAGAGAAAUUACCGUUCUUCAUUGGGGGCAGUACCUGAUAUAUUAGCAAUCCUUCAUAUAUAUGUGGCUACUGAUCUGACACGGAUGAGGAAAUCCUAGUUCUAAAUUAGAACAUAAUCUGGUCAUUUGAGACGGCUUCUAAUUUGGAAACAGCAAUCUUAAAUAGACAAAUUGUCUUUCAUUGUAACAGUUUUUCCUAAUAAUGUGUUAGAAAAUGCAGAGCAGGCGUCAUGGCACUGGAUUGCAGACCAAUUACAAAACGUUGAAAUGCUUAGGAAGGACAUAAAACAGCAGAGACAAUGAUCAUGUGUAAAAUUGAGUGCUUGGCAGUCUUAGACCCCCUCGUGUCCGCAAUAUGCACCUUUGUCAUAUGAUUAUACCUCAGCUCAUUGAGGACCAUUCAGCCCAUUGAAACAGGUCUGUUCAACUCACUGGGCUCAAUCAUCAUCCAUCACCAGGAGAAGAAAUGUGGUCACUGUCAGAUUCUUUGCCGAUCCUCAGCAAGAGAAAGUCAAACACAGCUUUUCUCUGUAGGUGCGCCAUUGCUUAUUUGUGUAUUGAGCCAUCAUUUCUACUGAGUAUAUCAAAUUCCUCGUGCUUGAGGAAUCUGCUUCAGUAUAUUCCAGUGUAGCUCACGCAAGUAUCCAAGCAAGAGUCUCAGGUAUGAAUGAGAGAAGGUUGUAGCCAAUAAAAGGCAGGGCUCCCAGAGCAGAUAUUUUACAAGCCUCCCAAACGUGAUUAGUUCAGCAAACAAUCAAUGAGGUCCAUGUAUAAGUAU